This is a messenger RNA of Rhododendron vialii, 1083 nucleotides long. RefSeq names its product basic blue protein-like. The record is from RefSeq and is a predicted model, not a curated record. The transcript is spliced from 3 exons. Gene Ontology annotation, molecular function: electron transfer activity. Gene Ontology annotation, cellular component: plasma membrane. The coding region runs from base 415 to 813 and encodes 132 amino acids. Lineage: Eukaryota; Viridiplantae; Streptophyta; Magnoliopsida; Ericales; Ericaceae.
GAUAUUAUUAGAUUAUAUAAUAUUAUGAUCUAGAUUUGAUUUGAUUUGAUUUCCUAGAUAUGACCUAGAUUCUAGGUUCACUAGUAUAAAUAGCCUCACACCCAUGCACACCAACUCACACGUCACUUCUUCAUUCUUUUCUUCCUUGUUCUUGCAUUUAUUUAAAGAGAGGGAAAGUGAGGGACAGAAAGAGAGUCGGCCAAGAGAGAGAGAGAAGAGGAAAAAUAAAUAAAUUCCAAGCACCACUACCUUGCCACCUUUCCACCACCACGCAAAACCACCAUUCGAUCUUUAAAUUCCAAAAUCUAAAAGUUGUUCUUUUCUUCCUUGUUCUUUUCAUCAAAUUCCAACCAAGGCGACGUCACUCCGUUUCAACCCGACGAAUCUGUAACCCGCUACCGCCAAGAAGAACGGAUGUUUCACCGGGGAAGAGGCAAUGCAAUUUUCACGGUGGCUGCCGCAGCGGCAUUGGUGUUGUGCGCAGUGGCACUGUUCAACGGUGAGACGGCUGAAGCAGCUAGCUUCAUAGUGGGAAAUGCCAAGGGUUGGGCCUUUGAUGUGAACGACUGGCCCAAUGGCAAGAGCUUCAAAGCCGAAGACACCCUUGUGUUCAAUUACAACCCGAAGCUUCACAACGUGGUGGUCGUGAAGGAGAGUAGCGACUUCAUCAAUUGCAAGGUCCCGGCCGGUGCCACAGUAUUUACCUCAGGAAAGGAUCAUGUAGCGCUUGUCCGGGGACACAACUUGUUCAUUUGCGGCAGGCCUGGGCAUUGUGAAUUUGGGUUCAUGAAUAUUAAUGUUACUGCAGCGUAGCCGGCCCGAUCGAGAAAGAGAUGCGUGUUGGAGUUUAUUUAUGUGGCUCACAUGCCAUAUCAAUCAUAUUUAUAUUUUAUAGUAUUUAUGUUCAUAACUAAAAUAUGGGUAUUAGAUUUAAAUAAAAUAUUACCUAAAUUAUUAGUGACUAUUCAUGAAAAUGUUUGGUGACUAUUUGUGAAUAAAUAUGGUGGCUAUUCAGGAAUGGGUUUAGUAACCGUUCAUAUGUAAGGUUGGAACUAUUAAUGAAUAUGUGUCUUAUUACUUCUU